AUGCACUGCUAUGAGGACCUGGUAAUGUGUCUGAGCUGUGGGAUGAUCCUGAUGGCGCUCGGGUACCUCGUCAAUCACAAGAAGGCCCAGAUGUCCUACGGGCGCCAUAUGGCACCCCCUCUGCCUGAGAGGAUGGUCCCAGCAUCGGUCGCCUGGUUCCUGCAGGAGAUACCGGCCCUCCUGAUCCCACUUCUGCUGCUAAUCGCCUCACAUGAGUCGUCCAGUGUAGGGAGGAAUCUGCUGCUUGGGACCUUCUGUGUGCAUUACUUUCAGAGGACGUUUGUGUACGGUCUGCUGUCCAGAGGAAGGCCAUUCCCUCUGGGUGUGAUGGUUGCUGCAGCUUUCUUCUGCUCUCUGAACGGCUCUCUGCAGGGUCACUACCUGCUGCACUGUGCCCAGUUUGAUGAUCAGUGGCCAGCCAACUGCAGAUAUAUAAUCGGUUUACUGUUGUUUUACAUCGGAAUGGCCAUCAAUGUUCACAGUGAUUAUAUCCUACGAAACCUGAGGGAACCAGGAGUGGUGGUUUACAGGAUUCCUACAGGAGGUCUGUUUGAAUACGUCUCUGGUGCAAACUACCUAGGGGAGAUCGUGGAGUGGUUUGGCUAUGCUGUGGCUACCUGGUCUCUUCCAGCGCUCUCCUUUGCUCUAUUCAGCCUGAGUUUCAUUGGACCGAGAGCAUACUACCAUCACAGGUUUUACCAGGAGAAUUUUAAAGACUAUCCUAAGUUACGAAAAGCUUUGAUUCCAUUCGUCUUCUGACAGAAAAAACAGCGCUGGAUGUAUUUUAUAAGAGAAGAGGACAAAAACUGAUAUACCUGCUCGUGUUUGUCUUUUAAAGCAGAUACAGCCUGUCAUUUUUCUCUGCACGACAAAGUGCUUGGAUUUUAACUGUAGGUGUGACAAUGUUUUUAAAACCAUAACCAUAACCAUUAACUCAGAUAUAAAGGAAACAUUUAAUAUCAUCUGCAGAAGAGUAAACAACAGU
This is a messenger RNA of Cheilinus undulatus (humphead wrasse), 985 nucleotides long. RefSeq names its product steroid-5-alpha-reductase, alpha polypeptide 2b (gene srd5a2b). Gene Ontology annotation, cellular component: membrane. Gene Ontology annotation, biological process: steroid biosynthetic process. The coding region runs from base 1 to 759 and encodes 252 amino acids. Gene Ontology annotation, molecular function: 3-oxo-5-alpha-steroid 4-dehydrogenase activity. Lineage: Eukaryota; Metazoa; Chordata; Actinopteri; Labriformes; Labridae. The record is from RefSeq and is a predicted model, not a curated record. The transcript has 5 exons.